AAACUGAUCUCUCUCUCUCUCUGUGCGAUUUCAGGAAAAUGGCCGAGGCCAGUAUUUCAGUAGAUCAGCUUUCUGUGGACCAGUUCAUGUGUCCAGUGUGUCUGGAUCUCCUGAAGGAUCCGGUGACUAUCCUCUGUGGUCACAGUUUCUGUAAGGUGUGUAUUAAUGGCUGCUGGGAUCAGGAGGAUCAGAAGGGCGUCUACAGCUGUCCUCAGUGCAGAGACACUUUCACGACAAGGCCUGUUCUACGCAGAAACAACAUGCUGGAUGAAGUGGUGGAGAAACUGAAGAAGACUGAAGUCCAAGCUGCUUCUCCUGCUCACUGUUACGCUGGACCUGGAGAUGUGGAGUGUGAUUUCUGCACCGGGAGAAAACACAAAGCCGUCAAGUCCUGUCUGAUUUGUUUGACUUCAUUUUGUGAAAUUCAUCUGAAACCUCAUCUUGAACGUCCUGCUUUGAAAAAACACACAUUAAUUGAAGCCUCAGCAAAACUCCAAGAGAAGAUCUGCUCUGAACAUAACAAGCUGAUUGAGAUCUACUGUCGUACUGAUCAAACCUGCAUCUGUUAUUUGUGCAUGUUGGAGAAACAUAAAAACCAUGACGCUGUUUCAGUUGCAACAGAAAGAGCUGAGAAACAGAGUGAGUUAAAGGAGGAGCAGAUGAAAUCCCAGCAGAGAAUCCAGGAGAAGCAGAAGAAGGUGCAGGAGCUGAAACAGGCUGUGAACACUAUAAAGCUCAGUGCACAGACAGCAGUGGAGGACAGUGAGAGGAUCUUUACUGAGCUGAUCAGCUCCAUGGAGAAAAAGCGCUGGGAGGUGACGGAGCUGAUCAGAGAUCAGGAGAAGGCUGAACUGAGUCGAGCUGAACGACUCCUGGAGCAACUGGAGCAGGAGAUUGCUGAUCUUCAGAGGAGAGUCACUGAGCUGGAGCAGCUUUCACACACACACGAUCACAUCCAUUUCCUCCAGGUAACACUCACUGUUUUAGCUUUUGGACGUCAGUCUCCUCCAUGGGGCAGACCAAAUUUUCACACAUCCAGCGUCACUGUCCAGCAUCUCUCAUUUGAUGGAGUGAGGAAUUCUCUCUCAGAUCUGAAAAAGAGACUCGAGGAAUUCUGUGAGGAGGAAUUCAACAAAAUCCCUCCACAUGCUGCAGCAGUUCAGAUCAUUUCAGAACCAGAACCACAGAGCAGAGAAGAGUUUCUGAAAUAUUUCUGUUAUCUGACUCUGGAUCCCAACACGGCACAUCGUCGCCUCAUUCUGUCUGAGAAGAACAGAGCGGUGAGAAACACUGAGAUAAAGCAGCGUUACUCUGAACAUCCAGAGAGAUUUGAUUACUGGGAUCAGGUGUUGUGUAAGGAGAGUGUGUGUGGACGCUGUUACUGGGAGGUGGAGUGGAGCGGUGCUGGUGGUGUUGUGGACAUAUCAGUCUCGUAUAAAGAUAUCAGCAGGAAAGCACUGGGUAAUGAGUGUGGGUUUGGAUUCAACAAUCAGUCCUGGAGUCUGCGGUGUUCUUCUUUUUCUUCUCUCUCUUUCUAUCACAACAACAUUAAGACUGUUCUCAGAGUUCCAUCAGCCUCCAGAAUAGGAGUGUAUGUGGAUCACAGUGCAGGAACUCUGUCCUUCUACAGCGUCUCUGACACGAUGAAGCUCCUCCACAGAGUCCACACCACAUUCACUCAGCCUCUAUACGCUGGGUUUGGACCCUACUGGUUUUCUGGUUCUACAGUGAGAUUGUGUGAUCCAGAAUAAAAGUGUGUAGUGUUUUCUGUAAAA
Messenger RNA from Neoarius graeffei (lesser salmon catfish), 1775 nucleotides. Its product is annotated as E3 ubiquitin/ISG15 ligase TRIM25-like. The transcript is spliced from 6 exons. Bases 39 to 1751 code for a protein of 570 amino acids. Gene Ontology annotation, molecular function: protein binding; zinc ion binding. The record is from RefSeq and is a predicted model, not a curated record. NCBI's taxonomy places the organism in Eukaryota, Metazoa, Chordata, Actinopteri, Siluriformes, Ariidae.